AUGCCUACCGAUGAUACAGCCACCAGUGGCUCCCAAAACAACCAAAAUCCACCGGAAAAAUCCUCACUACAUCCGGCUUACACCGUUACGAACAUCAACAACAAGAUCCGAACACUCGAUGGAAAGAAGGUAACGUAUUCCUCUUGGGUUAAACUGUUUAAUCUUAAUGCUUGUGCCUACAAGGUCUUAAAUCAUAUUGAUGGUACUGCCCCACCCGAUGAAUCUGAUCCCUCUUAUGCUUCCUGGUCUGAAAUCGAUGCUCUCAUCCUCCAAUGGAUAUACAGUACUUUGUCAGAUGAUUUAUUGGCUCGUGCUCUGUCUACCGAACUCACUGCUAGGGCUGCAUGGCUUAAAAUACAGGAAAUUUUUGUCAAUAACAAACAGGCCAGGGCUGUCACUCUUGAAACCCGGUUCACCAACACAACUCUAAAUUCAUGUGCAUCCUUUGAUGAUUAUUGUCAAACGCUGAAGGAUCUCGCUGAACAGUUACGUGAUGCUGAUCAACCCGUCUCUGAUAGUCGGCUUGUUAUUCAAAUGGUCCGUGGCUUACCGAUCGAAUAUGAUACCAUCGCUGCCAUCAUAAACCAAAACAAACCCUCGUGGGAUGUUGCUAGAAGUAUGAUUGAAGAUGAACAAAGUCGGGUCUCGGCCAGAUCAAACCAAAAUAAAGAUUCGGUUCUCCUUCAUUCUACUAAUCCCACGUCCACGGAUUCGACCCGCUCACCUUAUCCUAAUGGUUAUCGGGGUCGUAAUUAUGAUCCAGUGAAAGCCGCUCGUGGACGUGGUGCGAAUGCUCGUGGUGGUAGGCAAGGAGGUUCAAAUCGGAAUUACUCAUCUUCACCAUCAGGUCGUGGCUCAUCCUCGUGGCCACCACAACAUCCCAACAUCAGCCAAAAUUCCUCUUACCAAAAUUCAUCACAACAUCAGCCAACCUCAUUUCCCAAUCCCCAUCCCUCCUCUUAA
Helianthus annuus (common sunflower) is the source of this 963-nucleotide messenger RNA. RefSeq lists its product as uncharacterized. The transcript has a single exon. NCBI's taxonomy places the organism in Eukaryota, Viridiplantae, Streptophyta, Magnoliopsida, Asterales, Asteraceae. The coding region runs from base 1 to 963 and encodes 320 amino acids. The record is from RefSeq and is a predicted model, not a curated record.